Messenger RNA from Pseudophryne corroboree (corroboree frog), 2620 nucleotides. RefSeq lists its product as uncharacterized. NCBI's taxonomy places the organism in Eukaryota, Metazoa, Chordata, Amphibia, Anura, Myobatrachidae. The coding region runs from base 358 to 2493 and encodes 711 amino acids. The record is from RefSeq and is a predicted model, not a curated record. The transcript is spliced from 10 exons.
AGGAGGAGUUACGCGUGCCUAAAAACGGUUGUGCGCAGUUUGGAAACCGUCGUCAGCCAGGCGAGAGUCGAAGCGCCUGUACCGAUGUGAGCACUCCGGGCGGAGCAUGGGGGAGGCACCAUGGGAACCAGGUUCUACCAGCAUCCCUACAAACCAUGCAGAGCAGACGCCAUCUAAUCAGCAAUAAAUUAGGGUUUCCAGUGUAUCCACCAACCAGGAGAAGGCUUACGUGGGAUACCUGUCCGCCCUUUGCUGAUAGAUAAAGUCUGCUUUAACCUGCUAGGCUGCGGGGAAUGAUUUGGACAUUAAGAAAGAGCAUAGAAGAGGUUCAUAUGUCGCUUUAGAGGUAGCAUUUGAAUGGGAUACAACAAUCUCGGAAAGGAGAUCAUUUUGAUCAACUGGCAUCGUCCUAAGUAUGAAAGGGGUAAAUGUUUCCAUGCCUGGAAAUCGGUCAAGGCUUUUCAGCAGUAUCUGCAUUCAUUCAGCAAACUUCAGCAGAAAACAUUUACAGAGGUUAAUAUGGCAUUUCAACAGCAUCUGCAUUCAUUUAAUGAACUUCAGCAGCAAACCUUUAAAGAAGUUAAUAUGGUGCAUUUGGAGAUUACUGAUAUUUUAAAUGAAACCAUAAGGAAAAUGGAGAAUUCCCAGAGUAGCCCUUUCAGAGCAAAAGUGACCAGUACACCAAAAUAUGACAGGGAUAAUAACUCCACCCAAGUUAUGGACAGAACGUACACACCGCUCACUGUCACAAAUAAGACAAGUGUUCCAGAGGAAAGUCAGAAAUUGCGGGAUGAUCCAGCAAAGGGAGAGCAUUCGGAGACAUAUUACAGUGCAGCUUCUGAGACGCCUGGAUUCCCAUUAGUGGCAGAAUCAAAACAAAGCAAUUCAUCUGAACCUUGUGCAAAUGAAUAUCCACCUGUAUCUACAACUGCUGAUGUACAGUACAAAAAUAUACUGAAAUACACCAGCUGUCAUGACUCUCAACCCAAAUAUAAUUGUGUUUCUUUUGAAAGUGAUAAUGAGCUUGAGGAUUUACCUCCGCUCCACUUAAAAGAAAAAAAAAGUGACACUGAAGAAAAGAUGAUGCAUUUAAGAAAAACAGAUCUCUAUCCACUUAAUAAUAGCUCUAGCCAAUCUCAGUGUAUGGAUAGGAGCUACAGACCACUCACUAUCACAGAGAAAAGUGAGAAAUUGUGCAAUUGCUCAGCAAAUGCAGAGCGUGCUGAAAAGUAUCAUAAUUCACCUUCUGAGUCAAAAUCUCUCUAUACCAUUAAUUCAGUUGAACCCUAUUCAAAGGAAUUUCCAGAUUUAGCUAUAAGAGCUAAUGUAUUCACCAGCUAUCAUAACUCUCGGCCCAAAUCCCCUUUUGUUUCAUUUGAAAGUGAUGAUGAGCUUGAGGAUUUGCUAAAACAUCAGAAGUUAUCACCUGGGCAGUUGAACAGAAAAGAUAGUAUUACUGAAGAAAGACAGUUUGAACUUUUAAGGAUAACAGAUAUCUCUUCACCUCUGAAUGAAAACAGUUUGCUUGGUGUAUCUGCAAAUACCAGUCACCUAAUGUGCCAUGCAAAAGAUCCACUGACUGAACCAACCAAUAACAUUCAUGGGAAUAAUCAAGGAAUCACGCCUUCACAGCAUCAGAGCAAAACAUCUCUUAUUAAACCUCAGACUGAGAUUAGCAGGCUCUCACUUAAUGAUACUUGUUGGGACACCAGGAACACAGAACAGUGUGAAAAUGAUGACUGCAUGGGAAAGGAGGCAACCCUAGAGCAAGUUGUACAUUUUAAACAUGAACUCGAAAAACUUGAGAAUCAAAUGAAGAUUUUGGAAGAUGGAGAUAUAGCCACGAUUAACACAAUUAUCAGCGAACGCGUAUUGAAGAUACAAGAACUAAGAAAUUCCCUAAUUAAAUCAGACAAGUCAGAAGUCCGAGACCAGCGACUCAGGAAUGAAAACUUUGGUUUCCAAAGGAUGUUAGAACAACUCCAUAGGAACACACAAUUCUUACUGGAUGAAAACUUCUACUACAGAAGAGAAAUCAGCGAACUUAGGACAGCUAAAGCAUUCCUUCAGCUAAAAUUAUCUAGUGCGGAACAAGACGGAGAAGACUAUGUCCAGGAAAUUAAAUUCGUGGCUGACAAAUGUGAAGAGCUUCUGAACCAAAGGAAACAUAUUCUGGAUGAAAGAAAUUUUUUGAGUAUUGAAAAACAGUUUUUAAUGAAAGAAAUAGAGGUUUUAAAAAAAGAGAUGAAUAAAAAGCUAGAAGAACUUGCAUCAGUUACCAUCGAGAAAGAAAAUCUCAUUAAAGUGUUGAGUUCUACAAAGGCAAGGCUAGUGUCUUGUACUAAGGAGAAACAAGAGCUACAGUCCAAGCUAACAAAGGCUUUGAUUGAAACCUGUCUGUUGAGAAGAAAACUAGAUGGAUACGAAAUCCAGCAGAUUUCAGCAAACAGAAUGACUGAAAUGCAGCAAGUUGGAACAGAAAAACAGUUCUGAACACUGGAAAUGAUAGCUACAAAAGACAGAAAAAUGUGGCUAAAUCUCAAAGAAGUCAGAAAGGAAUGCUGUACCACUCUUUAUAAGGUUAAAACAUCUUUCAAAAUAAAUAUGCUAUUUACAUGUA